Messenger RNA from Helobdella robusta, 375 nucleotides. RefSeq lists its product as hypothetical. Lineage: Eukaryota; Metazoa; Annelida; Clitellata; Rhynchobdellida; Glossiphoniidae. The transcript is spliced from 3 exons. The record is from RefSeq and is a predicted model, not a curated record. The coding region runs from base 1 to 375 and encodes 124 amino acids.
AUGCCUGGCACUGCUGUUACAGUGACUGGAUUCAAAAGCAAGAAUUUCUCCGCUCAUCACUUUCAGUGUGUGUAUAUUGUUGAUCCACGUAUAAUGCAGCUAAAACUUCUGAGAAUUGCUAAAAUAAUGGUUGUAAGAAAAAAUUAUUACGAAGAAGCCACAGAAACAUACAUCGGCUGCUAUCGAGAAGUUGUUGAAGUGAACGCUGGCAUUGUUGACUCCUACGAAGGCUGUAAAAUGUUAUGCCGGAAUGAAGUUACGUCCUACAUAGCUUUGCAUGAGUGUAGGAAAGUGAUUGACUCUGAAGUGUUGAAAGAAUUUUAUUAUUUUAUUUCUAAAACCGAUUUCCAAGCUCGUUGUUUUUUAAAGAUAUAA